This is a messenger RNA of Erinaceus europaeus (western European hedgehog), 1575 nucleotides long. RefSeq names its product aralkylamine N-acetyltransferase (gene AANAT). Gene Ontology annotation, molecular function: aralkylamine N-acetyltransferase activity. The coding region runs from base 206 to 1000 and encodes 264 amino acids. The record is from RefSeq and is a predicted model, not a curated record. NCBI's taxonomy places the organism in Eukaryota, Metazoa, Chordata, Mammalia, Eulipotyphla, Erinaceidae. Gene Ontology annotation, biological process: circadian rhythm; melatonin biosynthetic process; response to light stimulus. Gene Ontology annotation, cellular component: cytoplasm. The transcript is spliced from 5 exons.
CUCGCCGUGGAUGAGGCGCACCAGCCCGAAGUGCACCGAGCCGCGGUAACGGCCCGACACCAGGUCGUGCGAGAACAGCAGUCGCUGCGAGCCGGCUUCGGGGCCGGAGUCUGAGGACGGCCCGGAGCUGCCUGAGCCCUGCUGGCUUUGUCCUGCAUGGGGUCACGUGGAUGAGGACAGCGGAUUAGAGCUCUGAGAACAUCACAUGCUGCUCAGUGACACCUGCUCCAGCAGCACACAGUCAGGAGUCCUGAUUGUCCUGCUUUCUGAGCCCGUGGAUGGUCCUGGGGUGACUGGCCCCUACUUCCCAUCCUGGUGUUGGGAGUCCCUCUGGGCUGCAGGAACCACUGCUGAAGCUGAGGUGCCAGGGGCCAGGAUGUCCACACAGGGCAGCCACCACUUGAAGCCUGUGACCCUGUGCCUGGCCCCCCAGUCUGUGGUGUCUCCAAGCUGUCAGCGACGCCACACACUUCCUGCCAGUGAGUUUCGCUGCCUCACACCAGAGGAUGCUGUGGGCGUGUUUGAGAUUGAACGGGAAGCCUUCAUUUCCGUUUCGGGUGUCUGUCCCCUGUACCUGGAUGACAUCCGCCACUUCCUAACUCUGUGUCCAGAGCUGUCCCUGGGCUGGUUUGAGGAGGGCCGGCUGGUGGCUUUCAUCAUUGGCUCAUUGUGGGAUGAAGAGAGACUCACUCAGGAGUCACUGACGUUGCACCGGCCCGGAGGCCACACGGCCCACCUGCACGUGCUGGCUGUGCACCGUGCCUCCCGGCAGCAGGGCAAGGGCCCUGUGCUGCUGUGGCGCUACCUGCACCACCUGGGCAGCCAGCCCACCGUGCGCCGUGCUGCGCUCAUGUGCGAGGAGGCGCUGGUGCCCUUCUACCAGAGAUGCGGCUUCCUCUCCGUGGGCCCGUGUGCUGUGGCUGUGGGCCCACUGACCUUCACAGAGCUCCAGUGCUCCCUGCGGGACCAGGCCUCCCGGCGCAGGAACAGCGGCUGCUGAACCCACGAACCCGAACCUGGGCUGGAGGGACCUGCGGCACUGAGGCUGGGGCUGAGACACACCUUUUUUGUGCUACACUGAGCCAGAGAGGGGAUGGGUCCCAGGUGUCUGCCCCUGCCUCAGCUACUUCAUUCUUGGGGGCCAAACGGAGAGGGAGGUGGAGAAGUGGGGGUGCUCAGGGGCCACCUCCCCACUGUUUUGGCCACCUUGAGCUCAGCUGUGGACACCCUGCACCCUCAACAUACAAAGGGGUUCUGCCUAUCAGGGGUGGGAUGAAGCGCUGGGGGUAAGGUGGACGGCAGUGAAGGGAUCUGAGUCCUAGCUGGAGAGAAAACCAGUGCUGAGCUUCCUACUCCCAACUGGGAGCCCUUCACUGCCCUACCAGCAGGUGGGGCGGGGACAUCAAAGGGCUAAGCAUUUAACCUGUUCCUUUCCGGGUCCCUUCUUGAAACUCCUACACCUGUUUUCAACCAACCCGUCCCCCUCAGAGGUUCUACGGGAUCCCCCUGCUCUCCCCACUCAAAACUGAGCCCCCACCCCUCCCCCAAAUAAAGUUCCAGCUUUCAUUUACCUGA